This is a messenger RNA of Rhineura floridana, 1743 nucleotides long. Its product is annotated as vomeronasal type-2 receptor 26-like. NCBI's taxonomy places the organism in Eukaryota, Metazoa, Chordata, Lepidosauria, Squamata, Rhineuridae. Gene Ontology annotation, cellular component: membrane. Gene Ontology annotation, biological process: G protein-coupled receptor signaling pathway. The transcript is spliced from 5 exons. The coding region runs from base 1 to 1743 and encodes 580 amino acids. Gene Ontology annotation, molecular function: G protein-coupled receptor activity. The record is from RefSeq and is a predicted model, not a curated record.
AUGAUCUCCCUGCUGCUUCUGCUGCUAUUUCUGCAGCUGACGCCCCAUGGAGUCUGUGGGAACCAGGAGGUGAAAAGCCAAUUGAGUCUGAAGACGGAACCAAGGGAAGCACUCAAUUACUACCGGCCUGGAGACUUCCUCAUUAGCGGGAUCACAACUCCAAAGAAAUAUUUUGCACAACAUCCAUUCAACUUUUCCCAGGUCCCCUUCACCAGUUUUGUUACUGUGACAAAUAGGUUGUACUGGCACAUCUUGUCCUACUUGUUCGCCAUCCAGGAGAUCAACAGGGAUCCCAGGCUCUUGCCUAACAUCUCAUUGGGAUACAACCUCUAUGAGAACUAUUUCGAUGCCAGGAUGACUUCCGAUGCCAUGUUGAACCUGCUUGCAGGUGGGCAGAGCAGCCUUCCAAACUAUAGUUGUGGAAAACGGAACAGCCUCUUGGCUGUUCUUGAAGGGACUGAUCCUGUAAUUUCAAAAGAGAUUUCAGCCAUCUCAGGCAUCUACAAAAUCCCACAGAUCAGUUUUGUUGCUCAGGUUCUUGAGGAUAAAACCCAGUUCUCUUUUGUCUACCGGAUGGUCCCCAAAGAGGAGGAACAGUGCCUGGGGAUUGUCAAGCUGCUCCUGCACUUCAGAUGGACCUGGAUCAUCCUCUUUAUUCCAGAUGAUGACAGUGGAGAAAGGUUUCUUCACCAUUUCCUGAGAGAAAUCCGGUUUCUGAACACUUCCAUGGGUGGGCUGCAUUUGGAUGAGAAGGGGAAGCUGCCAGCCACCUACGAUAUCGAGAACUGGGUGAUGUUUCCCAAUGAGUCUCGGGUCAGAGUGAAAGUGGGGAAUGCAGAUCAUUGCACCAAAUGUCCAGAAGAUCAAUAUCCAAAUAAGGACCAAGAUCAGUGUAUCCCAAAGAUCAUAACCUUCCUGGCUUAUGAAGAACAUUUGGGGAUCCUCUUGCCUUCCUUUGCCCUAUUCUUAUCCUUAAUUACAGGCUGUGUGUUAGGAAUCUUCAUUAAAUUCCUUGAAACUCCAAUAGUGAAAGCCAACAACAGGGACCUCUCCUAUAUCCUUCUUGUCUCCCUCCUGCUCUCCUUUUUGUCCUCCUUCCUGUUUAUUGGCCGGCCAAAGAAAGUGACCUGCCUUCUACGACAAAUGGCCUUCAGCAUCAUCUUCUCAGUUGCCGUCUCUUCUGUAUUGGCAAAAACCAUCACUGUGGUGCUAGCCUUCCUGGCUACAAAGCCAGGGAACAAAGCGAGGAGAUGGCUGGGGAAGAGUCUGGCCAACUCCAUUGUCAUUUCCUGUUCCAGUGUCCAAGUUGUCAUCUGCACCAUCUGGCUGGGCAUCUCUCCCCCAUUCCCAGACUCCGACAUGCACUCCCAGCCUGGAGAGAUCAUCCUGCAAUGCAAUGAAGGGUCUGUCGCCAUGUUUUAUGUUUCCCUCAGCUACAUGGGCUUCCUUGCUGCCAUCUGCUUCACGGUGGCUUUCCUGGCCAGGAAGCUGCCUGGGGCCUUCAAUGAAGCCAAGCUGAUCACCUUCAGCAUGCUGGUUUUCUGCAGUGUUUGGGUGUCCUUUGUGCCCACCUACCUGAGCACGAAGGGGAAAUACAUGGUAGCCGUGCAGGUCUUCUCCAUCUUGGCUUCCAGUGCUGGGCUCCUGGGCUGCAUCUUCAUCCCGAAGUGCUACAUUAUUGUACUUAGGCCUGAUCUGAAUACAAAGGAGCACUUGACCACAAAAAUGAAGGAUGUCAUCUGA